CGCAGCAAGCAGGUACCUGCUUCUGCACCUGUCUCUUUCACCUGCCCUGCAGCUGCUCCUACCCACCUCUCCCGGCUGAGUCUGGCCAGCGCGACACCCUGGAGACACCCUCUCCUCCUCCAGUCUCACCUGCCUGGUCAGCUCCUACACUCAACUCCUCUAGGGAAAGUCGCGUCUCCAGCCCAUAGCAGUCCGGAUUACAGAAAGCUCCGCCUUGGGUUUAGGAACCGCCAUGACUGAGGUUGGUUGGUGGAAGCUGACCUUCCUCCGGAAAAAAAAAUCCACUCCCAAAGUGCUCUACGAAAUCCCCGACACCUAUGCUCAAACAGAGGGAGGUGCAGAGCCCACAGGACCUGAUGCAGGAGAUCCUCACAGCGACUUUAACAGCCGCCUGGAGAAGAUUGUGGACAAGAACACCAAAGGCAAGCAUGUCAAAGUCUCCAACUCAGGCCGCUUCAAAGAGAAAAAAAGAGUCCGGGCCAUGUUGGCAGAGAACCCCACCCUCUUUGAUGACAGGGAGAACAAAGGACAAUGAAGGCAGCGGAAGAAGACAAUAGUGCCGCCCUGCUCCCUGCCACUGGUGGGGUCUGAGGCAGGAGCUUGCCACGCUGGCCUCUUUGGUCACAGCCACGGUGGUGGUUGAUCCCUGCUGGCAGGAACACCCGGUUCUUAGGUUUGUAUUUGUGUGCCCCAGUUUUAUGAAGAGCCUCCUCCUCAUGAUCACAUACAAAGGCACUCUGGGCCAGCAUGAAAAUCGUGACCUAGAAGUACUGCUUUCCUUGACACAGUGGCUUGGCUCACAGGGAGGUGGCAUGGCACAGAAUAGGCAGAGAACAUGGUGGACUCCACCCAUUCUUUCCCUGGGCCAGGGGGUCAUGGGUGAAUUUGAAUCACUACUCCCUCUACUUUCACAUCCGGUGACUGUUCCCUGGACCAAUCCAAGGAGAGCAGAGUUUCCGGAAGUCACGUGACCUUGGUUUCCUUGGCGCCAGAGGCAGAGUUGUUAAACUUGAGAUCACCUCUUAACUCAAGGAGCAAACUUCCUGGAACUUUGCUCCCAAGAGUGGAGGGGCGAAGGACACGGGCACUCCCUGGGGCGCUACUGAAGGCCAGACCAGAAAUCCUCCUGAGUUCUUACCUUGACUACCACUUGUGUGGGUGCUGAAUUACAUACCCCCAAACUGAGGCCUCACUGGCCAGCCCAAGGGUCCAAACGGGAGGAGUGGAUGGGUUUCCCCACUCCUUCCCUGAUAGUAUUUAAGAUAGAUGAUCUCCAGGACUGAAUCCUGGAGCCUUGAAUUUUGUUGGAAAAGUAGAUUUAUUAGGAAUAAACAAGGCUGUAGAACCCA
Rattus norvegicus (Norway rat) is the source of this 1349-nucleotide messenger RNA. RefSeq names its product proline rich 15-like (gene Prr15l). NCBI's taxonomy places the organism in Eukaryota, Metazoa, Chordata, Mammalia, Rodentia, Muridae. The record is from RefSeq and is marked validated. Bases 233 to 535 code for a protein of 100 amino acids. The transcript is spliced from 2 exons.